Messenger RNA from Pyricularia oryzae 70-15, 675 nucleotides. RefSeq lists its product as uncharacterized. Lineage: Eukaryota; Fungi; Ascomycota; Sordariomycetes; Magnaporthales; Pyriculariaceae. The coding region runs from base 1 to 675 and encodes 224 amino acids. The record is from RefSeq and is a predicted model, not a curated record. The transcript is spliced from 2 exons.
AUGGCUUCGACCGGGAGUCCCCCCUCGCUGCCAAAGCCGCCGUCGCGCGCAGUGCAGAUGGAGCUCCAGAACCGCAUCUCGCUAGCUACGUCGCGCAUGUCGUUUCUGCAAAAAUACCGAAGCAAGCGGCCAGCAGCAGCACCUUGUACAGCCGGACCGACAAACGGGACUGCGACGACGGCGACGACGACAAAACCAGCUUCCUUCUCAUCACUGGCCGGCAAGGGCAGACCAACAGCCGCCACAGCCGUAAACAACGACGACGACGAAGACGAACCGCCCCUGCGAGCGGUCGCAGACCCUAACACCGGCCUCGGCCACGUGCCCAAGGCGGCGACGGCGGCGGCGACGGCUGCGUCCCAAAAGGACGACAAGCUGCGGGCGCGGCUGGUCGGCAGGCAGCAGAAGGGCGGGGGCGGCAGCGACAAGGCCGCCGCGAAGCGGCAGCGGAACGACGACAACAGCAGCGAAGACGACGAGCCGGGCAGGAGCGGUUUGGGGCGAUCCAAGAAGCAGAAGCGACAGCCGAUACAACAGGGGCGGUCUGAUGAUCUACAAGAUGACGCUGGCGGUGACGGCGGUGGUGCUUGCUCGCCGCGUGAGGAGAUGCAGGGUCCCAGGCCUGCGGGUGCCGAGGCAGACUGCCUGCGCGCGAGUGUACCUAACAGGCAUUAG